This is a messenger RNA of Dicentrarchus labrax (European seabass), 4452 nucleotides long. RefSeq names its product IgGFc-binding protein-like. NCBI's taxonomy places the organism in Eukaryota, Metazoa, Chordata, Actinopteri, Moronidae. The record is from RefSeq and is a predicted model, not a curated record. The transcript has 13 exons. Bases 39 to 4145 code for a protein of 1368 amino acids.
UGCCAGAUGACCAGCUCAGGUCCUGUUCAGUGACAAACAUGGGGUUGUUUGUUGUGAUCUUUUCAGCUCUUCUGCUGAGUGGAUUUAGCAGAGGAGGACCCGCCACUUUAACUCCAAAGUCCGGCAUCUGCUGGGUCAUGGGUAACCUUCACUACACCUUUGAUGGCAAUUAUUACAACUUCAUGGGCAACUGCACCUACACAAUGGCCAAGAACUGCCAUGUUGAUCGCGCCCUCCCAGCCUUUGAAGUGGAGACAAAGAACAUGAACGAGGGCAACCUACAGGUCCCAUCAGCAGGGAGGGUCACUAUCAAUGUUUACGGGAUCAACAUUGAUAUAGUUCGUUCUGAACUCGGCAUUGUGCGGGUGAACUAUCAACAAUGGAAUCUCCCGAUCAACUUGAACAACGGCCAGGUGAAGCUGUUCCAGAAAGGCCUGUAUGUCGUCAUAGAGACAGACUUUGGCCUGACCGUCCAGUACGACUGGAACGAGUAUCUCUUCAUCCAAGUGCCGGGCAGUUUUGCUGGCAGUGUGUGUGGCCUGUGUGGCAACUUCAACAACAAAAAGGAAGAUGAUCUCACGACUCCCAGUGGUUCAGUAGCCAGCAGUGUGGCAGCGCUGGGAGAGAGCUGGAGGGUUCCCGGCACCACAGACGAUGCCUUUUGCCAAGAUGAAUGUGUUGGCCAGUGUGAAAGCUGUCCUCUCAGCGAAGUUCAGAAAUUAGAAAAACAAAUCUUUUGCGGUGCCCUUAUACAAAAUUUUGCUGAACUCUUAGGUUGUCAACCUGUAAUUGACGCUGGCGUCUUUCAGAGCAACUGCAUGUUUGACCUUUGUAGGGGCGAAGCUGUGAACACGUAUCUUUGCAACAGUCUUCAAGGGUUUGCUGACAUCUGCCAGAGGACUGGGGUCAAAGUCCCCAGCUGGAGGACUUCCACUCAAUGCCCUACACCCAAGUGCCCAGCAAACAGCCAUUAUGAGUUCUGUGGAAGUGGCUGUCCUGCUACAUGUGCAAACCAAAACCCUCCCACAAAAUGCAACGCCACCUGUGUGGAGACGUGUGUCUGUGAUGGCGGCUUUGUGCUCAGUGGCACCAAGUGUGUCCCCAAGGCUCAGUGUGGUUGUGUGUACGAGGGUCACUAUGUGGAACCUGGAGCCUCUUUCUGGGGCGGUGAGAGUUGCACCAAACGCUACACAUGCUCCGCUGGUGGAAGUUUGUCUUACAAGCAGACUAGCUGUCCUGCUGGGCAGCAGUGCCAGGUGGUGGAGGGGAUCAGAGGUUGCAAUCCUGUCAACUACGCCACGUGUAUGGUAUCUGGUGACCCACAUUUUGUGACUUUUGAUGGGCAGCGGUACAACUUACAGGGCACUUGUGCAUAUCAGAUGGCUGCCGUCUCCAAUCAAACCAGCCUGGAACAUUUUAGUGUUGUGUUGCAGAACAAUGGUCAAGAUAAGAGGAUUGGGUCCGUUGUCAAGCUGGUAGAAGUCAAUGUGUACGGGUACACCAUUAUCACCAGCAAAGAGCAUCCUGGCGCUGUUGUGAUCAAUGGCGUGCUCUCCAACCUCCCUUUGAUGCUCGACAACAAUAAACUCCAUCUUUACACCAGCGGUUGGUUUGCUGUAAUUGAGACAGACUUUGGAGUGAAGGUGUACUACGACUGGAACAGCGUAGCAUUUGUCAUCGUUCCCAGUACUUACAUGGGCACUAUGCAAGGUCUCUGUGGCAAUUACAACCUCAACCCAAAAGACGACAUGCAGAUGAGAAACGGGAAACAAGCCACCACUUCCGAGCAGCUCGGUCAAAGCUGGAAGGUCGCCACAAUCCCUGGCUGUGUAGACGGCUGCAGCGGCCCUUGCCCCGGCUGUAACUCCACUCAGAGAGCAACGUACAACAGCAGCAGCAGUUACUGUGGCCUCAUCAGCGACCCUGCAGGCCCGUUUCGUGACUGCCACUCCGUGGUCGACCCCACAGGUUUCCUUAAUGACUGCCUGUAUGAUGUCUGUCUAUACCAGGGCAGCAACAACAUGCAGUGCAAGACUUUGACUGCCUACACAGCCGCCUGUCAGCUGAAAGGUGCCACAGUAUACCCCUGGAGGUCAGCUCAGUUCUGUGAUGCCCAGUGUCCAUCAAACAGCCAUUAUGAGCUCUGUACGAGCGGCUGCCUCGGAUCAUGUCAGAUAGAUCCAAACUGUGGAGCUCAGCAGUGCAUGGAAGGAUUUGUCUGUGAUGAGGGUUACCUUUUGAGUGGGGAUGAGUGUGUGCCUGCCAACCAGUGUGGCUGCAUGUUUGAAGGCAGAUACUACCAGAAUGGACAGAUCUUCUACCCUGAUGCCCUUUGCCAGAAGGAAUGCACCUGUAAUGGCACAGUACAGUGUAAGCAGUCCUCUUGUGGUCCGUAUGAGAAGUGUGAGAUGAAUGAUUACGUGCGAUCAUGUCAGCCUUUGGGAAAAGGGGUCUGUUCCAUCUCCGGAGAUCCACAUUACAACACCUUUGACAACACCACCUAUGACUUUCAAGGCACUUGCACCUACAUCGUAGCUGAAGGCUGCCACCUGAGCGGCACACGGCUCGUCGACUUCUCUGUGGCGGUGGAGAAUGAGAAGUGGUAUGGUUUAUCUGCGAAUCCCAAGGUCUCAGUGGCCAAACUUGUAGCAGUAGAAGUUUAUGGAACCAUCUUGAUCCUUCGCAAGAAUGAAGCUCAAAUGGUUUGGAUAAACGGGGUCCUACAUAAUCUUCCACAAAACCUCAACAACGGUGCAGUGAAGGUUUAUCAGGAGGGAGCAAAUUAUGUCAUUAUGACAGACUUUGGCCUGAGGGUCACAUAUGAUCUGGUCUAUCAUGUUACUGUCAGUGUCCCCGGCAACUACAGGGGCAGAACCUGUGGUCUGUGUGGCAAUUUUAACAAUGACAAAACAGAUGAGUUCCAGCUGCCAGAUGGAAACAUUACCAAGGACUUCCAGGCCUUUGGAGCAGCGUGGAAAGUACCCGUUCCUGGAGCGGUCUGUGAAGAUGGCUGCAGUGGCGACCUCUGCCCUAAAUGUGCUGAUUCUGAAAAAGAUGCAAUAGAGGAAAAAUGCGCAAUUAUAAUCAAAGCCAACGGCCCCUUUGCUGCUUGCCAUAAUCUAAUUGAUCCUGCCUCCUACUUCAGAGAUUGUGUCUAUGAUGUUUGCAUGGCUAAAAAUGAUCAAAGCAUGCUGUGUCACAGUGUUGCUGCAUAUAUGUUAGACUGCCAAAACUUUGGUGCAAAGAUUCAGAACUGGAGAAGUCCUUCUUUCUGCCCUUUUACAUGUGGUGCCAGCAGCCAUUAUGAAAUCUGUACGCUGCCUUGUACAUCCUCAUGUCCUGGUCUCCUUGACACCCUCACAUGCACCACGACUUGUGCUGAGGGCUGUGCCUGUGAUAAAGGCUACUUCUACAAUGGAACCGGCUGUGUGCCCUUUGACCAGUGCAGCUGUUAUUACAAUGGCCAAACUUACAAAGUUGGACAGUCCAUCAUAACUGAUGAUUGCCACAAGAUUCACACCUGCCAAUCUAGUGGACUAGUUCUGUCCAAGAACAUGACAUGUGAUCCCAAUGAGAGCUGCAUGGUCAAGAACGGCGUGAUGGGCUGCUACAUUCAGCAGUGCUUUUUAGACGCCAAUGGGACCCUCACUCCAUUUAAUGGUGAAGGUGGAACCGUAACAGUGCCAGGAGCGUAUGAGAUUAUCCAGAACUGUGACCAAUCUCUCACAACAGACUGGUUCAGGGUGGUGGUGAAGUUAGAGAUGUGCACUCCUGGUGUCAACACAAUUGUAUCUGUGUCUGUGUUCUUCAAUGAAGUGAUGAUCACAAUCAACAACAAACAUGGCGUCUGGAUAAAUGGAAGGGCGAUGACUCAAACCAAUGUUUCCCAGAACAGUGUCGAAGUGAAGGUUUCAGAUAAUGCAGUGGGAAUUAGCAGCACUUCUGGCCUUCAGUUGUCCUUUAGUUCAGCAAAUGUACUCGCCAUGAGUGUCAGUGACCAAGUAGCCGACAUGGUAUGUGGGGCAUGUGGUAAGCUCAAGCCUAUUGACACAACACAACUAAAUCUUCGUGGGAAGAGUACUGCCUUUGCAUCACUGAACAUCGGGCAAUGGACGGCUCCUGAUUUCCCCCAAUGUGGUGUAUAAAUGUACGGCCAGACAGCUUUUUAUCGACUGCAGUGAUCAAGCUUUCCGAACCAAUAACUGACAGUUUCUUUAAUUCAUGGAAUUAUGUAUAUGUUAUAGAGAAUCCCAUAUCCAUGUAAAUUCCAUUCCUUGGUAUGUUUCAACUGUCAAACAUCUGCUAAAUAUGUUUGUCUUGUCAAUCAAAUGUAAUAAGUGCAUCAACAUAUAUGUUAAUGCUAUUAUAAUUGGAAAUAAAUAGCAUAUCAAGCAUUCAGAAUAGUAAUAAUAGUAUGCAUUUUACCGUGUGGUCAAUAAACAGUUUGUUUGA